This is a messenger RNA of Polyodon spathula (Mississippi paddlefish), 1749 nucleotides long. Its product is annotated as methionine-R-sulfoxide reductase B1-like. Gene Ontology annotation, molecular function: peptide-methionine (R)-S-oxide reductase activity. The transcript has 4 exons. The record is from RefSeq and is a predicted model, not a curated record. NCBI's taxonomy places the organism in Eukaryota, Metazoa, Chordata, Actinopteri, Acipenseriformes, Polyodontidae.
UCAAAAGUCGACUGGAGGGCAGAGGAAAGAGACGUGUUCAAAAAGUUUACUUAACAUUAGAUAAAAUCCUGAGUUUUUUCUACAGUCUAAUAACACAAGAUGUCAUUCUGUAGCUUUCAAGGAGGUGAGGUAUUUAAAAAUCACUUUAAACCUGGUAUGUACGUGUGUGCCAAAUGUGGCUACGAGCUGUUUUCCAGUACAUCUAAAUACGAGCAUUCCUCCCCGUGGCCAGCCUUCUCUGAGACCGUCCACAAAGACAGCCUGUCCAAGUAUGAAGAAAGAAAGGAUGCGCUUAAGGUUUCCUGUGGAAAGUGUGGGAAUGGUCUGGGCCACGAGUUUCUAAAUGAUGGGCCCCAACGCGGGCAGUCGCGUUUCUGAAUAUUCAGCCACUCGCUGAAGUUUGUCCCCAAAGACAAAGUCGAUGGUGCUUUGGUGGGACAGUAAGGUGAGCGCUAGUACCCACGUUUGAAGAACAUCAAUAAAAACAUGAACGUCUUGUGCUUUGGAAGUGUUUAGUCAGUGUAUGAAGUACCCUGGGUAAACCCCAUUUGGGACAGCUAUGGUAUGGAUGAAGGGUUGAUUACACUCCAUGAGUUUAAGAUGUUCUUUACCUAAGGUAUGCAGAUCUUACAAUUAUUUUCCAACCUGAAUUUAAUGCACAGUCUCUACAUGUGAAAAGUGUAGAGAUGUUCUCGCCUUUAUCAUGCUGUUUUUAACUAUUCAAUAAGGAAAUAACUUGGGAAACUGCUUUUCUGGGCUUUUAAAAUCAUGGGCACUAAUGGGCAACAGUAGCUAUGCAUAAUAAAAUAUACUAAUAAACAAUGACCUGUUAUAGUAACAAUACAAGUAUACCAUGCUGUUACAAGUUUAGUGGGAGGAAAUCUGGAAGUGUCCUGCAUAUGUCCUGAACAGGUUGUGUUUUUGCCAGCAUUUCUAUCUUGCAGCAUAAUGUAAAUUAUUAUUUAAUACAUGUUUUCAUACUUUUUAAUAUAUAUAAAAUCAGUCUUCAAAUUUGAAAAAUACAGCAUAACCUGUUUUCCAGGGAUAAGAAAUAAGACUCUGAUUGCAUAGCAGCUUGAUCCAUUCCUGGUUUUACUAUGAGUUCAAUAAGAUACACCGAGUGUGUUAGCUACAGUUUACACUGUGGCUAAUCAAGCUUGUAUUAAAACGUGGAAUGUAUGAAAUAGCUUUGCAAUAGGACUCUUAUUUCCGUCCCUGUUUUUAGAGAUUUUUUAAAUUGGUUUAUAGUGCCUCCUGCUAGCAAAGGUUAGAAAUACAGAUUAGAUACUAGAUACCAAAACAAAACAAAAAAAUCAAUUUGGUAACAGAAUUAAAAUGCCUUUUAAAACACAUUCAUGUUUCACGUAUCAUUAUAGUAUUAGAAAGUGCACAUUUUUGGACUUUUCUAGUCGCAAGAUUGUGGUUGCAUUGUUAGAUACAUAGGACAAGUAGGCCCUAAUGGGUUAAGACUAGUAUUAAUAGAGCGUGUAUCCACAUACCGUAACUUGAGACAGCGUAUCUUCUCCAUGUGGUACUUGAGCAAAUUGAACAAAGGUUUACAUUAUAACCAUGCAUUUGUAUUACUAAAAAGCAAAUGUAUUCAAGAAAAUCAUGCAACACUAAAUAUGUAAAACCGGCUUGUUUUCAGUUUUGCUGUUGUGUUAAUUCUGAAAUACUUGAAUAAAAAAUGUAAUACUACAAUAUCAUAUGUAACUCCUCUAAUAAAAGCAAGUGACUGUUUUGUUCUUA